Messenger RNA from Pseudomyrmex gracilis, 2878 nucleotides. RefSeq names its product protein SON (gene Son). The record is from RefSeq and is a predicted model, not a curated record. NCBI's taxonomy places the organism in Eukaryota, Metazoa, Arthropoda, Insecta, Hymenoptera, Formicidae. The transcript has 13 exons. Gene Ontology annotation, molecular function: RNA binding. Gene Ontology annotation, biological process: regulation of mRNA splicing, via spliceosome; regulation of cell cycle. The coding region runs from base 227 to 2749 and encodes 840 amino acids.
AUAUAUAUAUAUGUAUUUGUAUGCGAUGGUAUGUACUAAUAUACACAGUAGGAUAGGUUAAGAUCGAUUUCGAGUUGUAAUUAUUUAUUAUAUAUGUAACCGCGGCCUAUGAGUAUGAUGAACUUGUGUACAUGUGUGAAGUAUAAUCUUGAGCUACCAAUUGCGGGACUUUAUAUUCUUUAUAUCUGUAUAAAAUAAAUAAUAUGUACGAACUCGCGACUUCGUGAUGGCAGAUUUGUUUGAUAUCGCAAACUUAAUCACAACCGUCGGCGUCGAUGGUGUUAAAGUCAAAUCGGAGCCCGGAUUGCCCGAGAAGUCGUCCAAUGAAAUUUUGACGGAACUCUUCAGCACGUUUAACGCGGUUGAUGACGAUGUAGGAUCGUCGGACAGUAGAGAUCAGCAAGUUCCAAACGGCAAUGCCGAAAACGUCAAGUCGAAGAUGCAAAAGAAGAAAAAGAAAAAAAAACACAAACACAAAGAGAAGAAAAGCAAAAAGAAAAAGUCAAGGAAUAAUUCCUCAGAUAGUAACAGCGACACCGAGGGUGUUAGAAAGAAGAAGAAGAAAGAACACAAGAAGAAGUCCAAACGUAGGCACGGAUCUGUUUCGAGCAGAUCGUCUGAAUCGGAGCCUAAAGCCAAAGCGACAAAACUGGAGAAUGAUGACCUAGAGAUUGCAAAACAUAAUAAUGCGGAAAUAUUUGAUAUUGCAGAAAAGACAAGUAUAGAUGACAUACUGACCGGAGACAAUAUAUCAAAACUGAAUGAUCAGCAACACAUAAAAACAGAACCAGAUGUAACAAAAGAGACUGCUGAUGGUUCCGACAGUCCUUGUUUACCGCCAAUGUUAAAGAAAACAGAUGAGGAAGUUGACGAGCCAAUAAUAUCCAGACCAAUUGAAAAGGCAAAGCAAUCUGCUCAAGGAAAAAUAUUGAUAAAAGAUCUCAAAAACAGUGUCGUUUAUAGUGAAACGGUUAAAGCAAUUGAAGACAAACAAAAGGCAAAAGCUGAAGGAGUGGAAGAAGGUGAAAUAUCUGAUAGCAGCAGCGAGGAUAACGGAGAACAUAAUUUGAAUCUUACUCCAUUUCGAAAUAGAUCACUGUCGUUUAGUCCAAGUAGAGACAGAACAAAAAGCAUAGGAUCCGCGGAAGAUCAAUUGAGAGAAUUAAAAACAGAUCUCCGAUUGGUUUUGAGAGAAAAAGAUAAAAAAAGAAGAUCUACAAAAGAUAAAGAUGGUAAAAGAAGUACGAGUUAUCAUUCACAAGACAGAAGAAGAUCAAGAUCAAAAACACGACAUAGUUUGCAUCGCAGCAGAAGUAAUGGAAGAGAAAGACAAGAUGGCAGAAGCAGAGAAAGACGUGACAGGGACAGAAGUAAUGAAAGACGCAGACACAGAAGUCACAGUAGGAGCAGAACCAAGUAUACAGAAGGUCGAAGCAGGAGUAGAGAAAGAAAAGAACGAAUUGAAAUUGAUAAGAAAAAGUUACUGGAAAUUGCAAGAAAAAACGCCAUAAAUAUGAUAAAGCAAGGAACUCUACCACUAGCUCAGAAAGAUAAAGCUAUUGCUGCCAUACAGUCUGGUGGAAAGACGGUAGACGAGCUUACAGAUUUUUGUAAAUCAUUGUCCAAGUCUGAAGAACUAGGUGAUUUAUCUAAUAUUUCUUCAGAAGAAAGUGAGUCGGAGAAAGGAUUUCAUCAUCCUUUCCUUAUAAAGGAAAGAUCUAGUUCUAUUAUAAUGAAUAUUCGGGAUGCAAAACAGUUGCCAACAAAAACGUUUCAAGAAAAAACAGCUGAGACAUCAAAUCAGUUGCGAUUGCAGUUUCCUGUGUCUAGUGGACAACAUCACAGAAGGAGCGAAAACGAAUGGAUACCUGUUACACCUGUAAAAAAACCAGAACCAAAAAAAAUAUUCGUACCAGCUACCUCAAAUGAACCAUUCCCAAUGCUACCAGCACUUCCUAUGCCUCAAACAGAACAGCUUCCUCCGCAACUUGUACAACCCGUGCAACCUGCACAGAUUACACAAGCUUCUCAACCUUCGCAAGUUGUUUUCCCGACAACAACAGAAGUUAUAGACAUUGGCUCUAUAGUAUCUGAAAGACUAGCGGCUAUGAGAAGAUUAAAGGAAGAUCCAAACGAUAUAAACGCUCUGAAUGCAAUGCAGCGAGCGCAAAACGAGAUGAGAAUGUGGGCUGAAAGCAAACAGAUGCCAGGUCAGUUUACUGGUAGCACAGGAGUUAAAGUGCUUACGCCUGCAGAACUAUCUUCAGGUUGCCAAGCCUGGACACGCAAGGACCAAUUAGUAUCGGCACAACCUGUAUCAGGUGGAAUGGGUAUGGCCUUACUGCAGAAAAUGGGAUGGCGGCCGGGUGAGGGUCUAGGCAAAAACAAAGAGGGUGCCUUGGAACCAUUACAAAUAGAAGUCAAAUUGGAUAAAAGAGGAUUAGUCUCUGAACAAGAUAUUGGUCCAAAACUCGGCAAAACUACAAAACCUGUAGUGCCAACCAUCAAGACGUUAGAAGGCAAACAUCCAGUCUCACUUUUGGGCGAAUAUUGCUCAAAGAAAAAACUCGGUCCGCCAGCCUAUGAACUAUGUUUUGAGUGUGGACCGGAUCAUAGAAAGAAUUUUCUAUUUAAAGUUAAAGUAAAUGGCAUCGAAUACAAACCGAGCGUUGCAAGUCCUAAUAAAAAACAAGCAAAGGCGGAAGCAGCUCAAAUAUGUCUGCAAAGUUUAGGUUUAUUGCCUACCUAAUUUAUAUGAACUAUAUAUUAUACAUGUAGAGUAGUUUUAAAGUUUCUGAAUUGGCAAUUAUAAAACCAAUUAUAAUUUUUAUUUUAUAUUUUUCUCAAUGUAUAUAAUAUAGGCUUUAAUGAAAGUAUA